Molecule: messenger RNA, 363 nt
Organism: Metarhizium brunneum ARSEF 3297
Lineage: Eukaryota; Fungi; Ascomycota; Sordariomycetes; Hypocreales; Clavicipitaceae
Source: RefSeq, a predicted model, not a curated record
AUGGCCUUCUUCACUACGCAAGUCAUGAACGUUGCCGAGCGGGUCAAGGACCUACGGCCGCUAGGGUGCACGUUUCUCCCGCCGUCUCUGUGCAUGGGCUGGGUCACCACGCCAGGUGAGGGCGUGAAGGCCCGGCUGGGGACGUGGAUGGAGUUUUACCAGGCGGAUUUCCGGGGGGGCAAGAGCGCGGAUUUCACGGGCUGGCUGGAGCACCGGUUUGGGAGGAUGAAGGCGCGGGCGGCGGAGCGAGAGAGCAGGAUAGGGGCGAGUGGCGCCGAGGGUAGCGGCAUUGCGUCUUCGAGGAGGCACGAGGAGGAGGAAGUAUUUGAGAUUACGGGGACAAGGCCCUGCUGCGUGAUGUGA